Molecule: messenger RNA, 1000 nt
Organism: Orycteropus afer afer
Lineage: Eukaryota; Metazoa; Chordata; Mammalia; Tubulidentata; Orycteropodidae
Gene: STUB1
Product: STIP1 homology and U-box containing protein 1
Biological process (GO): positive regulation of proteolysis; protein quality control for misfolded or incompletely synthesized proteins; cellular response to misfolded protein
Cellular component (GO): cytoplasm; Z disc
Molecular function (GO): ubiquitin protein ligase activity; protein-folding chaperone binding
Source: RefSeq, a predicted model, not a curated record
CGAGCGGAUCGCGGGCUCCGGCUGUGGCUUCGGGCUUGCGGGCGCAGGGUGGGCCGGGCGCGGAGCCCAGGCCUUGCCGCGCGGCGCCAUGAAGGGCAAGGAGGAGAAGGAGGGUGGCGCGCGGUUGGGCGCCGGCGGCGGAAGCCCGGAGAAGAGCCCGAGCGCUCAGGAGCUCAAGGAGCAGGGCAACCGACUCUUCGUGGGCCGCAAGUACCCAGAGGCAGCGGCCUGCUACGGCCGCGCCAUCACCCGGAAUCCACUGGUGGCUGUGUACUACACCAACCGGGCAUUGUGCUACCUGAAGAUGCAGCAGCACGAGCAGGCGCUGGCUGACUGCCGGCGCGCCCUAGAGCUGGACGGGCAGUCCGUGAAGGCACACUUCUUCCUGGGGCAGUGCCAGCUGGAAAUGGAGAGCUAUGAUGAGGCCAUCGCCAACCUGCAGCGAGCCUACAACCUGGCCAAGGAGCAGCGGCUCAACUUUGGUGACGACAUCCCCAGCGCGCUGCGCAUAGCCAAGAAGAAACGCUGGAGCAACAUGGAGGAACGGCGCAUCCACCAGGAGAACGAGCUGCACUCCUACCUCACCCGCCUCAUCGUGGCCGAGCGGGAGAGGGAGCUGGAAGAGUGUCAACGGAACCAUGAGGGUGACAAGGAUGAUGGCCAUGUCCGGGCCCAGCAGGCCUGCAUUGAGGCCAAGCACGACAAAUACCUGGCAGACAUGGAUGAGCUCUUCUCUCAGGUGGAUGAGAAGAGAAAGAAACGAGACAUCCCUGACUACCUAUGUGGCAAGAUCAGCUUCGAGCUGAUGCGGGAGCCUUGCAUCACACCAAGUGGUAUCACCUAUGACCGCAAGGACAUUGAGGAGCACCUGCAGCGCGUGGGCCACUUUGACCCUGUGACGCGGAGCCCGCUGACCCAGGAGCAACUCAUCCCCAACUUGGCCAUGAAGGAGGUCAUCGACGCAUUCAUCUCUGAGAAUGGUUGGGUGGAGGACUACUGA